AUGGAAAAUGGAAUCCUGAAGCCAAGGAUCCAGCUAACUGGAUUUAAGAACCAAGAAAAGAAGUCUGUACUUGGACUUCUUCUCAAACUAGACUGUGUGUUUGUUGACAGCAAGAAAUACAGGAAUUGCACACACCUUAUAGCGAAGCAGCCUUGCAGAAGUGAAAAAUUCUUAGCAGCAUGUGCAGCAGGAAAGUGGGUACUAACCAAGGACUACAUAAUUAAUAGUGCUGAAAGUGGCAGAUGGCUUGAUGAAACAACUUACGAAUGGGGAUAUAAAAUUGAAAAAGAUUCCUAUUAUUCACCUCAAAUGCAAUCUGCACCUAAAAGAUGGCGCAAAGAGCUGACAUACUCUGGUGCUGCAGGGGCCUUCCACAGAUGGAAAGUUGUCCUCAUUGUGAAAGGUGAUAAAGAAAGGGAUUCCUUUACAAGAGUUCUAGAGGCAGGAAAAGCCACAGUCUAUACAACACUAAGUGUGCCAAAUACUAUUACUCAUGUUUUAACUAAUAAUAUGGCAUUAAAACAAAAGACAGAGAUCUCUGAAGCUCCAUGCUAUUCAGUUUCCUAUCUAGGGACUUAUCUCCUAGAGAGUGAAUUUGAAAAUUAUACAGAAAAAUGCCCAGAGAACUAUCUGAGAGAUGAAGAAGAAACAAGAGAGACGGUGAUUGACAUACACAUUGACAAAAUGAGAAAUGCCUUGAUAAAGCAUAUGUAUUUACAAAAGGCUAUGCUAAGCAAAUAUACUCAGGUAGACCAAAUGAAAGAGUGCAGAGAAAAGGAGAAAAAUACUUGUUCUUCUAGAGGAAUCGACAAUGUACUCGAAGAAUUAGUAGACAACCACUUGUUACCAAUAGCAGUCACAGAAUUUCUCUGUGGGAAAGAUCUCAUUCCUCCUGUUAAAUUUCUUCACUCUCUUCUAGAACAUAUAUUGCAGGGAAACGCAGACCCUACACUUUCAGUGCAGUUUUUUCACUUUAUGUACACUCUUCUUCAACAUGAACCUCCUUGGAAAUCACCUUUCAUGUUAAAAUACUACCUGGAAGUUCUUCAGUGUCCUUAUUGCAUGAGGGGAACAUGGCCACUGGUAGAGAUACUUGUGAGGUCUUGCCUUUGUCACAGUAAUAUAUGUCAUUCACUACUUGAUUCAGGAAUUAUAAAUGAAGACAGAACAUGUCACAAAAAAUUGCUAAUGUUUAUUCUGAACCUGUUCCAAGCUGAAGUGCUGGCAUUAACAAGAAGUUUAUAUGAAGGGGUUAAUCCACAACCCUUUGAAGUAAUGCCACCAACAGUUCUUCUGAAAACCUUCUGGUUGGGAAAUGAAUCAGUGCUUUUCACCAAAGAGAUACAUAGUCUAGUGGACUGGGUCAUACAUUCCUAUAAAAUAACGUACAAGACAAAUGAUAUCUUCAAGCAUGAGGUAGCUGAACUAUUGAAUGGAAUUUUGGGAUCUGUGGUGGAAUAUUGGAUUAUUUCUGGAUUCAUAAUGGACAGAAAUGUGCUACAUUCAGUAGCCAAUGAUCUUGCAACUUACAUUAUCAUUUCAUGUGAUGAUUUUUCAACAAUGGAAUUAAAAAUGUUCAUUUCUUCCAUUCCGUCUCUGUGGCUUCAAAUGUUCGUUGCAGAAGCAGUCUUUAAAAAUAUAUCUUUCCAGAGCAACAUUACUGUUUCUACUGAACUUCUGUCUCUCAGGAAAAUAGUUUGUUCCUAUCUACCUGCUUUACAAGUAGGGAUGCGUGAGACAGGGAGGAUGCAGAGAGCAAAGAAAAUAGGGCAGUGGCCUUGCCCUGAGUCUCAGAGGGCAUUACUGAUGCUAAAUGGUGAUAAGCAGAACCAAGCCGAAGCGCUGCCUGAUGUACCCAUGCAAGCCAGUGUUAACUGUCUUCGUGUUCCAAAUAAAGCAAGACACCGAACCAAAAUUGAGAUGUCACAUGACAAAGAGAAUUGUCAUUUUCCAGCUAAACAAAAAAAUGUUUUAAAAGUUAAUUUGAAAGGAGAGACAGCCCUGCAUAUUGCUUCCAGAAGGAACAAUGUGAAGAGAUUGAUUCAUCUUCUCUCUCUACCAGAAAUAGAUAUUAACGUUAAAGACUAUGCUGGCUGGACGCCUUUGCAUGAAGCCUGUAACCAUGGUAGCACAGUGUGUGUCCGUGAAAUUUUGCAACAUUGUCCAGAGGUAGACCUGCUCAGUGAAGUGAAUGGGAUGACUCCCUUGCAUGAUGCACUGGUGAACGGACAUGUAGAAAUUGCCAAGCUACUGCUUCAGUAUGGGGGGCCAGUAUUGCUGCAGCAGAUAGAUUCUGAAGGGAAAUUCCCACUGGAUUACCUAGAGUGUGUGAUGGCAAAGCAAGAUCUUUUGCAUAGUGUUAGACCAGAAGAGACAGUAGAGGACUUUCAUGCACAAGUAAAACGCAAUUUGUGUAAUCAACAGAUAGAAUUUUGGGCAAUCUUGUUUUGUAAAAUGUUGUUGAACUUUUGUUCUGUAUAUAACUUAUUUAUGCCUUUUUCUUUGACAUUAAAAAAAUUAACCACAAAUCCAUUGCUGGAGACAGCUGGUUGCAAGUUUAAUAGUAACUUUUAUUCCCACUGGUUCAUAGACCUUUAUUUUAGAGAGCUAGAAACCUUUCAGAAUCUCCAUGUCUAUCUUCAGAAAACCAUUGAGGAACUUAAACAAUGUUCAGGGGAACAGAAGGAAGCCUUUGCAGCAACACUUCAACAAAUCACAAUGCCAGUUCAGCUGUCCAGCCUUGAUUUGGCAAACAAACUUUCAAAAUAGCCGCAGUUCCCUCAGUCUAAUUGCCUAGGCCCUAGAAUGUCAUCUGGCUUUAACAUCUAGUAUUUAUAGAUGGUAUCUUAAAACUCUGAACUCCAGCAAGUUGUCUUAUACCAACUCAUUGUAGCUUCUUCCUACAGCUUGCCUCCAGGUUUGGUUCAACUACCAGCAAUUUUCUGUUUAGGCUAGGGUCAUUUUAAGACUAUUUUUGUUUUAUUGCAAUGUAAAUAUUAAAGUGAAAUAAAUGAAACAUGAUAUGCAAAA
Molecule: messenger RNA, 3030 nt
Organism: Heteronotia binoei (common prickly gecko)
Lineage: Eukaryota; Metazoa; Chordata; Lepidosauria; Squamata; Gekkonidae
Gene: SLF1
Product: SMC5-SMC6 complex localization factor 1
Exons: 17
Coding region: 1-2769 (922 amino acids)
Biological process (GO): positive regulation of double-strand break repair
Molecular function (GO): protein binding
Source: RefSeq, a predicted model, not a curated record